This is a messenger RNA of Rhizophagus irregularis DAOM 181602=DAOM 197198, 462 nucleotides long. The record is from RefSeq and is a predicted model, not a curated record. Lineage: Eukaryota; Fungi; Glomeromycota; Glomeromycetes; Glomerales; Glomeraceae.
AUGGCUUCUGACACUAAUAAUAAAUUACAAGUUGAUUAUUUAAAAGUCAAACAACUUAUUAACAACCUUAAAGAUAGUUCUUUUCUUGAAUUUUUAAAGGUUGACCUAAGAGAAUACAAUGCUGAUGAUAUAAAUGAAGCACAUAUAGUCAAUACUGUUAAACUUACUAGUGAUGAAGAUUCAGAGUUUCAAGAUGUUUUCAGUAUCUUUGAAUACCAAUUAUUAUUAAAUAUGGAUGUAAUACAAAUUAAGCAAAAAGUAGUACAAAUUGAUGUAUUACCUGUGAUUUUUAAAGCAGAAGCCACUCCUUUUACUCCUAAAGGAAAAGAAAUCAAACCAAACUUAUCUUCUCCUAAUAUGAAUAAAAAGAAGAAAAAAGUUGCAUUCAUUUCAAAGACUAGUUCAACUAGUACCAGUUAUAAGACUUCUAAGAAACAACCAGCUAGUAUACCAGCUGACUAA